Molecule: messenger RNA, 414 nt
Organism: Gigantopelta aegis
Lineage: Eukaryota; Metazoa; Mollusca; Gastropoda; Neomphalida; Peltospiridae
Product: tubulin beta chain-like
Exons: 1
Coding region: 1-414 (137 amino acids)
Biological process (GO): microtubule cytoskeleton organization; mitotic cell cycle
Cellular component (GO): microtubule; cytoplasm
Molecular function (GO): GTPase activity; GTP binding; structural constituent of cytoskeleton
Source: RefSeq, a predicted model, not a curated record
AUGGAGAUGUUUUCGCCGUACCACCCCAACAUUCAGUACCUUCAACUACCUGCUGUCUGCUGUUAUGUCCGAGUCACAAGCAGAUUUCCUGGCCAACUGAACGAUGAUCUUCGCAAACUGGCAGUCAACAUUGUUCCAAUCCCACGUCCGUACUUCUUCAUGCCAGGCUUUGCUCCACUUACCUCCCGUGGAAGCCAGCAGUAUCGCGCCCUGACAGUCCCUGGGCUCACCCAGCAGAUGUUUGAUGCCAAGAACAUGAUGGCUGUCUGUGAUCUACUCCAAGGGAAGAAACCCACGUGUGCCGCCAUCUUCUAUGAACAGCUACCUGUUAUUAAAGAGACUGUCCUAGUAUGGCGUCAAUGUAAACUGUGUCUGAAUAAUACGACCUUUGUAGUGUCUAAAACUACAAAUUAA